Cyclocybe aegerita is the source of this 1695-nucleotide messenger RNA. NCBI's taxonomy places the organism in Eukaryota, Fungi, Basidiomycota, Agaricomycetes, Agaricales, Hemipholiotaceae. The record is from the annotation of a GenBank genome assembly.
AUGACACUGAUCGCGUCGAGAAAUGCUACCAGGUUGCAGACCCCACGUCGUUUGCCUCCACGUUUCGUGCAGAGACCGUCUAAUCCGACCUUGACUCGAGGCUUGCUUCUCUUCUCGAGGCCUGCUUCUCUUCUCAAGGCCAACACUUCAACUCCAUCGGUCAGCAGCAGCAUGAAUACGGAUGUGGUAGCGACACCUCAGCUUGCGAUGUUCGGGAACGCCAGCAAUACGACCUUGACCGGGUGCAGCCUGAUUCAAGUCUACAACGCGGGUGAUAGGACAUGGUCUCGCCACCAGAUCAUCACCACAAUUUUCAAGGAUCACAUUGCAUCUAACGCUUCACACGAUUCCAAUGAACGAGCUGAUCCUCCUCAAUGCCAUCCUGGAACUCGCAUGGCGACCAUCGAUAGGCUCAAGGACUGGGUUACACGAGAGGGCUCUACAUCCGUUCUAUGGCUAUUCGGUACUGCAGGUGCAGGAAAGACAGCUAUUGCACGCUCACUUGCUCGACUACUGAAGGGACUUGACCUGCUGGCCGCGUCAUUUUUCUUCUUUAGAACAUCACCAAAACGCAACAGCGCUGAACUCUUCAUUUCCACUAUCGCCUAUCAACUUGCAAUCAACACUCCGGAGAUCCAGCCGUAUAUUUUAGAUGUUCUCGACAGGGAUCCAUCAAUCUUCCAGAAAUCCACAGAGUCCCAAUUUCAGUCCUUAAUUAUUAAUCCCAUCUCUCAGCUACCGUCGACGGCCCAUCCUCGCACCUUCAGCUUCAUUAUUGAUGGUCUUGACGAAUGCUUGGACCGUGCUGAACAAGACACCAUUAUCAACGUGAUCUGUAACGCCCUCCAGCCCGCCAUUCGCCACAUCAAGUUUCUUAUCAUUAGUCGCCCGGAACACCACAUCGAGUGCGCUUUUGAGAAGCUUGCCUCAUCCUCAUGCUUCCAGCGUAUCGAUCUCGUGCGCGACUUCAACGCGUCUGGUGACCUACGUAAAUUUAUCCUCGACAAAUUCCGCGACAUUAAACGAACACAUCCCUCGAGAGGUGCUAUUGACGAGUCCUGGCCAUCAGAAAGCACAGUUGACACGCUUGUGCGUAACGCAGAUUUCAGCAAUUUCCUCUAUGCACGCGUUGUUAUGGACUUCAUGGAGGCAACAUAUGACUCACCACAGGAACGUCUCAAGGUCAUCCUUGGCCUCCAACCGACCGGAGCAGAAAAUCCGUACCACCGGUUGGAUGAGGUAUACAGAUAUAUUCUUUCUUCGGUCCGAGCGGAUAUUGGUCCCAUUUUGAAAAUGCUCGCAAUCGCAAUUGUGGCUGCAAAGGCAGAGAUGUUGGUGUAUCACAAGCCAUACAACACACAGGAUCUGCUACAAUCAGCUCCUUUCUUGGAAAUUGUUCUGGGAAUUGUACCGGGGACAAUUCAAGCCUGGCUUGUGGAUCUACGCUCUCUUAUAAUUUUACAAAAUUAUGAAGACGAAACACAUUCAGCACUAUCACCAGAGAUUCAAUUCAUGCACAGAUCGCUUAUGGAAUUCCUCCUGGAUCCGUCAAGGUCACAGGGAUACUGCCUCAAUCAGACUCAAGCAUUCCUAGAUAUUGCAUCAGGCUGUCUGAACGCCCUUUCGGUCGAAAACGUGCAGGCGGUUCUCUCCCGGCUAAACUGGUACCCUCUUAUUUUCGUUCUUGCUGACUAG